CUGCUUAGGUAUGCAGUUAUUGCGCAGAAGCGCACAAAGCCAAAGAAUGUGAAAAAAGGGCGGUCAAUCCACCCGCAGAACCAAAAUGCGCGGUGUGCGACGGGAAACACGAGUUGAAGCAACGCGUGUAAGAAACGGCAGGAGGAACAGAUGAAGAUUAAGAGAGCGUUGGCAAAUCGGCCUGGACGCCACAGAACGAGAGACAUGUGCACAAAGAAUCCGGAGGCGCAGGCAACAAGCCGGAACCUUCAAUUUAAUGUCGGAGAGCCUCCUCGUUUGGCACCCCAAACAAAACCGUCCCAGGAACUGUCGGGCCAGCCAACAAGCAAGAGGCAGAGAUCACAGACCUGGAAGGUGGUAGAAGGAACCUACCCAAAGAGACGGUCGGUUGCAACCACGAAGAGGAGCAACAAGACGGUAGCCCUUGGUUCCGCCGACCCCAAUAACCCGAGCGGGCAGUCAAUGGACUGGCUCCCACAGACCAGCGUCGGCAAAGACAUACCAAACGCAACCCAAGAGGAGCAAGAGGACAUAACACCAUCAGCCACCCAGUCAGACACGAUCAUUGUAUAUGACGAGUAAACGAACACUCUCGAUACUACAAUACAAUAUACAAAAGUCGAGGGCUGUGAUGGCCCCACUGCCUAGAGACCUGGCAGUCUUGGAACUGGAUAUCAUUGCUAUCCAGGAACCAUGGUGCAAUCCACACCAGAACACAAUCCACAACCCAGCAGCAGAUUACUUUCGCCUAGUGUAUAUGGACAGCCAAAACACCACGAACUGCUUCCUUGUCAACAAGAAGAUACC
Sclerotinia trifoliorum is the source of this 807-nucleotide messenger RNA. NCBI's taxonomy places the organism in Eukaryota, Fungi, Ascomycota, Leotiomycetes, Helotiales, Sclerotiniaceae. The record is from the annotation of a GenBank genome assembly.